UUUAUUUGGACACUAGAAAGAUUUGUUAAGAAUAUUAAUUGCUAUUUACCGGAUAUAUGGACAGCAAAAUAAUAUGGUUAUGCUAAGUUUUGUUACAACGGCAAAAUUAUCUUCUCCAUGCAACAAACUUUUUUGCUACCACUGUAAUUUGCUAUUCCAGCAAAACUUGUUUUCUCCGUGUAUAUGUGUUAUAUAUAUCUAAGUUUUUGGCGCAAAUCUUCAGGAGCAACCAUAGGAUUCCGUAUGAAUUUCUUAUACGGAUUCCCACCUGGUUCUUCCAACAGGAUUGUGUUUUCUCUCUCUUUUCUCCUCAUACUCGACUACUCUAUUACAGGACGCCACAUUUUUGAUUAUUGUCAAUGGACAUACUACAGGGUGUGUCAGAAUAAAAGGUAUCUGGAGCGUGGUAGGGCUGGGCGCUGGCGCACCCAUGAUAAGUACACUUCGCUUCAAUCAAUCAUCGUCAUCAUAUAUUCGAUUCACGCGCAUCGGCGAUUCGGUGAUCGCUCUUCUUAUGGCUCUACCACGCCGAUGCGUCGUGGACUGAAUUAAUUGCGUAGCGUUCGACGAUAAUCCUCGAAUUCUUAUCGGGACAACGCACAAUGACGAGACAAUUAAUAUUUUCGUAAUGGACUAUCGGACGCGCUAUCGAGAGAAUAACUAUUAUUGCUUAACCGUGUCGAGAGACUGAAGAUGCGGGUGACCGGAAAAUCGACCGUUGAAAAACCCAGAAAAAUUCUUUAGCUUAGAGCGUCCUUACCGGCGCCACUGCUGGCAGGACUUCCAGAUCAAUAAUAAGGACUUUCGGCCGACACGCAAUCGAACAAAAUCCGCCCGAACGAACGCAUUGGCGCGAAUGUGAGACUGCGUCCUCUCGAUUCUGUUUUCGAACGUAGUAAUACGGAGUGUUUUAUGCAAUACUCGAUCUUAAAUUUGACAACCCAAACUCUUCAAAUCAUACAGAGUCAUCUAUUUUAUCUUCGUUAAUAUCUUUCUUUGAUACAGUGUCAAUUUUUUUGUUUCAAACCUUCGAUUAAUCUGCAAAUUGAAACUUAUUUGCGCGAAGAUGCACAAUGCUGAAGAUUAUAGUUACAAAUUUGAGCGGCAUUUGCGGCUAUCUAAAUCUGUCGAAUCUACCGUCGAAAUUAAGGUCGUGUUACGAAAUACUCGGCGCAUGUCGAUGAAUGUCACGACACUGGGAAAACAUCGCGGGGUCGGAACUUUAUGUAUGAAAACUUGGUUAGACACGACCUUAACCGGAGAGAGAAUCAAUAGCUAAAAUAAUAGGAGCGAUACCACGAAACUGUCGCCGCAACAUCAAUCUUCUCUUUAACGAAUCUCUCUCUCUCUCUCUCUCUACGUUAACCUAUUUCACUUCGCAAAUAAGUUUCGAAAUUUCAUCUAUCGGAGUUCACCUGCACAAACAAACGCCUAACAGCGAAUAAUACAAUUUCAGUACCGAGAAUAUCCGCUAGAAUUUGUCCAAAGGCGAGAGAAAGAGGGUACCCUCGUACGCGAAAACAUUUCUUUCUAUCUUUCAUCAUUUUGAGGAUAUUUGUAUAUCUUUCAGACACUAUUUGAUUUAAUUGGAUCAAUCGGCUUAGAUUCUUUUUAUUUCCCGCGAAACGUUUCGCUCAAAAAUAAGUUGUAACAAGUGCCGGCUAUUGUGUAAAGGCGGCCUGCUGAGCAAAAGAUUCCAUAAGUAAUCAUUAGAAUUCGCCAUCUAAUAGCGGAGAUACUAAGAAGGGCUUUAUAUAUCCACAAGGGCUGUAAUAUUAUCUUCUCCUCUAGUAGAUUUUUAUUGUCUAUCUUUCCUUGGUUAAAUAACCUGUGUAAAUAUAAAGUUCAUCUUUUUAAAGGAUUGUUUCACCCUCUCAACCAGCGAUCGAGGAGAAGAGUUGUUAAAAUAAUCUUCAACAGUUCCGUGCGAUUUCACGGAAAAGUACCCGUUAUAACGAGACGAAGAAAGGCACCAUGCCGCAGGAACGAUGCUCGGUGUCCUCGCUCUUCUCCCGUUUCUUUUCAUCCUCAGGAUUGGAGCGAAACAAGGAGUCCCGUCGGGAUCAAUAGCGUACGUGAGAGGACCCUUCUUCGCCGAGCCUUCAAAGCUUCCUUACGCGUUCACCUUCAUAAAACGACGCGCACGCACAUCCCCGUAAGGGCCAGGUGAGUCGCGCAGAAAUUAUCUCGUCCGAAGGAAGGAGUCAAAACGCGCGAGUCGACGAUCGGAAUUGAAAAGGAAGCGGAUUCUCAUCCGAAAAUGAGAAACGAGGCGCUAGCAUGAUCGACAUUGGUGCGAUUGGUAUUCUGAUGAUCUUACUGGCCCUUGGCAACCUCGAGGCUGUCACUGUCGUGAACCAUCAUUCCGACGAUGAGUACGUCCUCGAGCACGAAGUCCUUCGCGAGGAUGCGCUCGCCGAAGCGAAGAAACUGGAGAUAUAUCCCGGACCUAUUCCGGGAUGCAAGCCGUGCACCAACUCCGAGAUAACUUACUGCUCGGACGGGAGCGUCAUCAACGAUCACUGCUGCUGCGAGGGAAGAACCAACAAAGUGUUUCUCUUCGUCGAGCACACGUGUCGCGUGGGACCGGAGGAAUGCAAAGUGCAAGCCGGAGACUGUGCAGAAUACACGAGACUGCGGGAGUGCUGUUGCCAUUCGUACCUGGCCUCCGCCUGGAAAUAUCUGGCGACCGGAUCGCGCGCCGACGCGAGCCUCACGAAGUUCCUGUCGAUCUUAACGGUGCUCACGCUGCUGCUGCACCUGUUGCUGACCUAAAAGCACACUCGCCAAAUACUUUGUACAGUAUCGACUGCUUUAAUAAAUUAUUUUUCCAUCGCAAAGAAAAAAGAAGAAGAAAACCGAGCGUUUCGCCAUAAUAUAUGAUGAGACGGGAUUAGAGGCACGCGAUCCAUUGUCUCUCAGGCCGUCUAAUUGCCAUUACGAUACAUCGUUUACCGCGCUCGCGCAAAUAAGAAACCUGCACGACGGUAAGGUUCUUUAUUAAUUAAUCGGUAUGAUGCACACGACGUGAGAGGACGUGAUCGAACGAUGGCGCAGCGGCGGAUACAAAUCGCGUUAAAUACCUGAAUCACAGAGUGCAAUCAAGUGGUUCACGCGGAGGAAGAAGGUCGAGACGAUCAAGUAUAUCUAUGCGAAAUUAUUCUCCCGACUUUCUAACUCAUCCGCCUCGCUCGCUGACCUACAUUCCUUAAUUCAGCAAACAUAAUUAUAGUUCCGAAUUAACAUGCCUCUUCCGCGCACGGAAAGAAGGAAUCAGUUGUCCAUACAAUGCGACUGAAAUUUAGUCACCGUACCUCAUAGUUUCUAGCUGCGGGAGUUAAGAAAUUGAGAGAAAGAAACGGAACGGGGACAAGAAGAAUGAGUUAAAUUAACGAAAUUUCAAUUGUAUUAUUAUGUUGCAAAGAAAAGAAAUUAAUCUUAAAUCAAGAGUAGAUACUCUCAUAUGUCAGCAAGAAUAUUAUCUUAUGGAUAUAAUCUUCUUG
Dinoponera quadriceps is the source of this 3503-nucleotide messenger RNA. RefSeq lists its product as uncharacterized. NCBI's taxonomy places the organism in Eukaryota, Metazoa, Arthropoda, Insecta, Hymenoptera, Formicidae. The record is from RefSeq and is a predicted model, not a curated record. The coding region runs from base 2281 to 2775 and encodes 164 amino acids. The transcript is spliced from 5 exons.